UUGCGCAGGAAACUCACCUGGUUUCUGGCCGGAUGCUCCCACAUUUGGGUUCGGCUCUCUCUUGCAACCAACUGGAAUUUCUGCGACAGCUUCAUUUGAAUGAAAAAACAGGAGUGGGUGGGUGAGGUUCUGUAGCUUGCGAUGUGCAGGAGGUCAGAGUAGGGAAUCAGGAAGGAACCUUUUGGCUUUAAAGUCCAGGAGAAGAGUUGAGUGCAUUUCUGAUGGCUGCCACCUUGGCUAACAUGCUGCGGAUUGAACUGGGGACCUCAACAUCUGAAAGCACAAGUUGCUACAGCUUGAGCUAGAAGAGCUGGGGGCUGUAACAAGUUGUAUUCUGGGUAGAUCAGCACAGAGUGGGAUCUCCUAACUCGCACUCUCCAGUCGUGAGACAUUCAGUCUCGGGGUUCAGCAGCUGCCCCCCACGGCGAGCGUCCCAGCCGGGGGCAGCGUCACCCUGAGCUGCACCUUCCAUAGCCGCAACCAGACCGGGACACAAGUCACCUGGGCCAGGGGCUCCCGGGAGGCCGUCGUGCUGGAUCCCGCCCACCCCUUCUACCAGGGGCGGCUGGCCCAGAGCCAGCGGGACCAGCAGGGCCGGGCGGAGGCCACGGUGACCCUGUCGGAGCUGAUGGAGAGGGACUCGGGUCUCUACCACUGCUACAUCACGUACCCGCAGGGCGAGCAGGCGAAGGGCACCGGGACCACCCUGACUGUGAUGGGCACAGCUGUUGCAGAAAUUCCAGCCGGCUGCAAGAGAGCGCUGGUCCCAAAUCUCGGAGCGUCCGGCCAGAAACCGGCUGGUCUGAGAGUUUCUCAGGAGCCCAGGUCCCUCCACGCCACAGCCGGGGAGAACGUGACCCUGAGCUGCACCUUCCAGAACAGAAACGGCAGCAGAGCCAAGAUAAUUUGGCUCAGGGGAUCCGCAGAGGAUCUGGAGCUGGAUUCUAACCACCCCUUCUACCGGGGGCGGCUCCGUGUGUCCAGGAUGGACGAGCACAGACAGGGGAAGGCGACGCUGACCCUGGCUGAGCUGCAGGAGCGGGACUCUGGCCUCUAUCAGUGCUGCAUCGAACUCGACCGUGGGGAGACAGGGAUGGGAGGAGGCACCGAGCUGAGAGUGAUGGGGAGACACCAGAGUGCGACUGGGGCUCCAGCGGGACGUGAGCUCUGUCGGGACUCGGGGCCCCUCGUUUACCGAGCCGUCAUCUCCCUGUCGCUCGUCGUUCUCUUCUCCCUGGGAAUCAUCCUCAGCCUGCGGCCUUGGAAUGGUACCGGCUCCACACGGGUUCCGCCUUCACUUCCUGUCCCAAACGGUUACAUGGCAUCAUUAUGCGUGCUGGUAACCAGCCCCUGCCCCACCCCAGAGCCAGCUGCUUCUCAGCACUAUGCGAGUGAUCCCCAUGUAACCAGCUCCUGCCCCACCCCAGAGCCAGCUACUUCUCAGCACUAUGCGAGUGAUCCCCAUGUAACCAGCUCCUGCCCCACCCCAGAGCCAGCUGCUUCUCAGCACUGUGUGAGGGAUCCCCAUGUAACCAGCUAGUGCCCCACCCCAGAGCCAGCUGCUUCUCAGCACCAGACAAGGGGUCCCUGUAUAACCAGCCCAUUCACCCCACCCCAGAGGGGCCGUGUCUCAGCUCUGGGUGAGGGGUCCCUGUAUAACCAGCCCCCACGUUCUACCCCAGAGGUGGCUGCAUUCCAUCCCCAGUGGAAUCAGUCUCUCUGUGGUAUUUAUAGGGCUCCAUCCCCAUAGCAUUUCCCCCCAGUGUGUUCGGUGAUGCUCUCGUUCUGUUUCCCAGGUGUCCCCGUGGAUCCCGCGGUGGGUGCUGGCUCCAAGCCGCGCCCGGCACCGGGCCAGAUGUCUCUGAUUUAGCCGAUCAGGGGGCCGGUCACCAGCAGGAUUUUCCCAGCUCCGGGUUCAGAAGCCGUCAGACUUCGCUGGACUCUGAGCUGCCCGCUGGGGGCUCCUGUGGGGCUGGGGACUUCUCCGCUCUCCUCUGCUUCUGUCUGUGGGUCUGGCCGGUACAGCUUGGGUCUGAGAAGAACAGUAAAGAAAAGGAAAUAUUUCUCCAGAGUCAUUCCUCGGGGGACAAUAUUUUUCCAUUUACAAAUCUACACUGAACGCUGUAAUGGAGUCGGCCACCAGAAAACCCGAAUUCGAGAGAAAACCUACCUGGUUUAUACAGGACAAAACUGUCUGGAGCAGGCUUGAUUGGUUAGAAGGAAUUUGCCGCUUGAAAGAGAGACAUGUUGCAAAAAAUAAAUAUAUUUCAAUGUGUGGAAAUAAAAUCUGUUACGCAAACAUUC
Molecule: messenger RNA, 2304 nt
Organism: Mauremys reevesii (Reeves's turtle)
Lineage: Eukaryota; Metazoa; Chordata; Testudines; Geoemydidae
Exons: 5
Coding region: 629-1540 (303 amino acids)
Biological process (GO): immune response; immune response-activating cell surface receptor signaling pathway; cellular response to lipopolysaccharide
Cellular component (GO): external side of plasma membrane
Source: RefSeq, a predicted model, not a curated record